This is a messenger RNA of Miscanthus lutarioriparius, 6492 nucleotides long. The record is from the annotation of a GenBank genome assembly. NCBI's taxonomy places the organism in Eukaryota, Viridiplantae, Streptophyta, Magnoliopsida, Poales, Poaceae.
AUGGCGGAGGACGCGCGCGAGUUGCCCGAUUCCUCCCCGGCGCCGCCGCGGGAGGAGGGCUCCGAGGAGCAGUUCGCGGCCGUACCGCUCGGCGACGAGGAAGGCGUCGUCGAGGAGGAGGCGGCGUCGGAUCCGGGGAUGAGUACCGGCACGCCGGCCACGCCCUACGAGCCGUCCCCGCGGCCCAGGCUGCGGCCGCGGCCGCCCGGAGUGCCGGCCGACGCGCCGCAGGAGGUGGUGCGGGCGGUGGAGGAGGCGAUCGCGGGUGGGGCGGACCUCCUCCGCGAGGUGGUCUCCCAGGAGGAGGGCGAGCUGGCGCACUCCGUCGUCGACGUGCUGCUCGGCACCAUGAGCGGUGCGGACGAGGCAGGCGACGCCACCGGCACCGGCACCGGCGCUCCUCCCACCGUCAUGAUCAGCUCGCGUGCCGCUGUCGUCGCCGCCGAGCUCCUGCCUCAUCUCCCCGAAGACGACGAGCCGUCGCCGCGCACUCGUGCAGCCUCGGGUCUGCACGCCGCCCUCCGCGCCUGCACUCGCAACCGAGCCAUGUGUUCUUCCGCGGGCCUCAUGGCUGCCCUCCUCGCGUCCGCGGAGAAGCUAUUCGUCGAAAUGGAUCAGGGUAGUAGGUGGGACGGGACGCCACUGCUUCAGUGCAUUCAGAUGUUGGGUGGGCACUCGCUUAGUGUGAAAGACCUGCGUUCCUGGCUUGAUUUGGUUAGAAAGGCACUUGGAACGAGCUGGGCCACGCCACUUAUGCUAGCGCUUGAGAAGGCCAUGGGCAGCGUGGAAGCAAAAGGUCCUGCUGUGUCAUUUGAGUUCGACGGGGAGAGCUCUGGUCUGCUUGGCCCAGGUGACAGCAGAUUCUCGGAUACGCUUAGCACAGCAACAGCUGCCGCAGCCAUUGCUGCUGCUGCGGUGGCAACAUCUGGAAAAUCAUCAGCAAUGUCAGCUGCUGCGGCAGCCAGUGCCCUUGCGGGAGAAGGAACAACACACAUGCCCCGGCUUUUCAGCUUUCUCUCUUCAGAUAACCAGGGCGUGGAAGCCUACCUUCAUGGCCAGUUCUUGGUGGUGGAGAGUGUGGGUGGGAGGGGUAAGAAAGCUUCUUUGCACUUCACGUAUGCGUUCAAGCCUCAGUGCUGGUAUUUUGUUGGCUUGGAGCACACAAACAAGCAUAGUUUGCUUGGAAAGGGUGAUAGCGAAUUGAGGCUGUAUGUUGAUGGUAGCCUGUAUGAGAGCCGUCCAUUUGAGUUUCCGCGUAUCUCGAAACCACUUGCAUUUUGCUGCAUUGGGACAAAUCCACCGCCAACUAUUGCAGGCCUGCAGAGGCGCCGGCGGCAAUGCCCAUUAUUUGCUGAAAUGGGGCCUGUCUACAUCUUCAAGGAACCAGUUGGGCCAGACAGAAUGAGACGGCUAGCAUCCCGAGGAGGAGAUACACUGCCCAGUUUUGGAAAUGGCGCAGGCUUGCCAUGGAAGGCAACUAAUGAUCAUGUUAAGAGUAUGGCUGAAGAGAGCUUUACACUCAACAAUGAGAUAGGGGGAAGCUUGCAUCUUCUUUACCAUCCUAGUCUUCUCACUGGGCGGUUUUGCCCAGAUUCCUCACCUUCUGGUUCAUCAGCCACUCAUCGAAGGCCUGCAGAGGUUCUUGGAUUGGUUCAUGUCUCAUCUCGUGUGCGACCUGCAGAAUCUUUAUGGGCCUUAGCUUAUGGGGGCCCAAUGGCUUUACUUCCACUAACCAUAGGCAAUGUGCAUGUGGACAGCCUUGAGCCUACACCUGGGGACUUGCCAUCGUCUCUUGCUACUGUUUCCCUUUCUGCCCCAGUUUUCAGGAUUAUUUCCCAAGCUAUUCAACACCCUGGAAAUAAUGAAGAAUUAUGCCGGGCAUUUGCACCAGAGCUUUUAUCACGUGUUUUACAUUAUCUGUUGCAAGCUCUUUCAAAGCUGGAAAGUGGAGAAGAGGCACUGACUGAUGAGGAGCUUGUUGCUGCCAUUGUAUCUUUGUGCCAGUCUCAAAGAAAUAAUCAUGAACUUCAAGUGCAGCUUUUCAGCAGCUUGCUGUUGGACCUAAAUCUAUGGAGUUCGUGCAAUUAUGGUUUACAGAAGAAGCUUCUGUCCUCUCUUGCAGACAUGGUAUUUACAGAGUCUGCUUGCAUGCGAGAUGCCAAAGUGAUGCAAAUGCUUCUUGAUGGCUGCAGAAGGUGUUACUGGGUAAUUCAGGAACCAGAUUCAAUCGAUAACUUUGCACUCACUGGAACAAAGAGAUCUUUGGGGGAAGUGAAUGCUCUAGUCGAUGAACUUUUGGUUGUUAUUGAACUGCUGUUAGGAGCAGCAUCUUCAACAGCAGCCGCAGAUGAUGUCCGCUGUUUGAUUGGAUUUAUUGUUGACUGCCCACAGCCUAAUCAGGUUGCAAGGGUGUUGCACCUCAUAUAUAGGUUGAUUGUACAGCCUAACGUCUCUAGAGCCAACUUAUUUUCUCAAUCCUUCAUCACUAGUGGUGGUGUGGAAGCACUACUUGUUCUUUUACAACGGGAAGCUAAAGCGGGUAAUAAAAAUAUUUUGGAUCAUUCUGGUGCAAAUUUUAGUGAAAAUAAUGUGCCCAAGGAUGGAAGUUCCAACAGAAAAGCUGAUAGUGCUGACACAAGAAGUCAGGUUGAUGAAACUCAAUCAGCUGAACGUCAUGAAACUGUCUUCCAUGAAGAAUCAGCUGAACAUGAAGCCACAAAUGCAAAUGAUAUGCUGGACUCAAAUAUUGGAAGUGAUGGAAUUGUUGUUGGCAUUAUUCACAUUCUUGGCGCUCUAGUUGGAUCAGGUCACCUGAAAUUUGAUUCUGGUGCUGGAAGUCCAAAUAUACCUGGUGGUAAUCAGACCACACUUAAUGAAGAAGGAAAUACUGUGUCAAAAGAUAGAGUAUCAUUGUUACUUUUUGCAUUGCAAAAGGCAUUCCAAGCAGCCCCAAGGAGGCUCAUGACAGCAAAUGUCUAUAUGGCUUUGAUUUCUGCUGCGAUUAAUGUUUCAUCAGCUGAUGAAAGUCUUAAUCUUUAUGAUUCUGGUCACCGUUUUGAACAUAUCCAACUUUUACUGGUUCUACUUUGCUCGCUUCCAUAUGCAUCUAGGGCAUUCCAAGCUCGUGCCAUACAGGAUCUUCUGUUUUUGGCUUGCAGUCAUCUAGAUAACAGAACUACAAUGACCUCGAUUGCAGAGUGGCCAGAAUGGAUUUUGGAGGUUUUGAUUUCUAACCAUGAGAUGGGCACAAAGAAAAAUGCUGAUGGUGUAAGCAUUGGCGAGAUUGAAGACCUCAUACACAAUUUCCUGAUUAUAAUGCUGGAGCAUUCAAUUCGACAAAAAGAUGGGUGGAAGGAUGUGGAGGCAACAAUUCAUUGUGCGGAGUGGCUCUCAAUGGUUGGAGGAUCUAGCACUGGAGACCAAAGGAUCAGGCGUGAAGAAUCAUUACCUAUUUUUAAAAGGAGAUUGUUGGGUGACCUGCUUGAUUUUUCUGCCAGGGAGCUUCAAGUUCAGCAGACUGGAGUAAUUGCAGCAGCUGCAGCUGGUGUUGCAGCUGAGGGUUUGUCUCCUGAAGAAGCAAAAGUUCAAGCUGAGAAUGCUGCUUAUCUCUCAGUAGCACUAGCAGAGAAUGCAAUAGUUAUUCUGAUGCUUGUGGAAGAUCAUCUGAGAUCACAAGGUCAACAUUUUUGCACAUCCCUUACAGGUGAUAGCAUCACAUCUUCCACAGCAAUGGCUUCAUUGGCUGCCAGUCGGUCAAAUUCUUUGGGCACAGCUGGUAAAGAACCCAUGGCUGCUGGGGCCUCAAGACGGGCAUCUUUGUCCAGUGAUGCUGGUGGCCUUCCUCUGGAUUUGCUUACUUCUAUGGCUGAUUCAAAUGGACAAAUCUCUGCUGCCGUGAUGGAACGUCUUACAGCAGCAACAGCAGCUGAACCUUAUGAAUCUGUCAAGCAUGCAUUUGUGUCUUAUGGGAGCUGCAUAGCUGAUCUUGGAGAAAGUUGGAAGUACCGAAGCCGUUUGUGGUAUGGUGUAGGCAUUCCACCCAAAGCUGAUAUAUUUGGUGGUGGUGGAAGCGGUUGGGAAUCUUGGAAAUCUGUUCUAGAGAAGGAUUCAAAUGGGAUUUGGAUUGAAUUUCCACUUGUGAAGAAAUCAGUUGCUGUGCUGCAGGCACUUCUGUUAGAUGAAUCUGGACUUGGUGGUGGUCUUGGUAUUGGAGGGGGCUCUGGCCCUGGUAUGGGGGUUAUGACUGCCCUCUAUCAGUUGCUAGAUAGCGAUCAACCAUUUCUUUGCAUGCUUAGAAUGGUUCUUGUUUCAAUGAGGGAGGAUGACAAUGGUGAAGGUGAUGCUUUUACAAAAGAUGUUAGCAUAAAGGAUGUGGUAUCAGAAGGAAUGGACCGCCAGGCUGGAAGCAUGAUGCCAUUUGAUAUCAACAGUUAUUCAUCUCCAAGAAAACCUCGAUCUGCACUUCUUUGGAGUGUGCUUGGCCCCAUCCUCAAUAUGCCAAUAACGGAGUCUAAGAGACAGAGAGUGUUGGUUGCUUCCUCUAUUCUCUAUUCAGAGGUAUGGCACGCUAUUGGCAGGGACAGGAAACCCCUAAGGAAACAAUACAUUGAGCUGAUUUUACCACCAUUUAUAGCAAUUCUUAGAAGAUGGCGGCCCCUUUUGGCUGGUAUCCAUGAGCUUACUUCUUCAGAUGGACAAAAUCCACUGAUUGCUGAUGAUCGUGCUUUGGCAGCAGAUGCAUUACCCAUUGAGAUCAGCAAUUUUGAGUACUUAAUGGAACUUAACACACUGGCUGGGCGCAGUUACAAUGACAUUACUCAACCAAUUGGAGCACUAAACCCUGAACGACUAAAGAAGUUCCAAGAACGGUACUCUACAUUCGAGGAUCCAAUCAUCCCAAAGUUUCAUUAUGGUUCACAUUACUCCAGCGCUGGCACGGUCUUGUAUUACCUUUUCGGAGUGGAAUCUUUUACAACACUGUCUAUACAACUGCAAGGCGGCAAAUUUGACCAUGCUGAUCGCAUGUUUUCUGAUAUUUCUGGUACAUGGGAUAGUGUUCUUGAAGACAUGAGUGAUGUAAAAGAGCUAGUACCUGAGAUGUUUUACCUCCCUGAGGUAUUUACCAACAUAAAUGGCAUUGACUUUGGGGCAACUCAACUUGGAGGGAAGCUAGAUUCUGUAGAAUUGCCUCCCUGGGCUGAGAACCAUGUGGAUUUUGUCCAUAAACACCGGAAGGCUCUUGAGAGUGAGCACGUCUCUGCUCAUUUGCAUGAGUGGAUUGAUCUAAUUUUCGGAUAUAAACAGAGGGGCAAAGAAGCGAUAAUGGCAAACAAUGUAUUCUUCUACAUCACAUAUGAGGGAACUGUUGACAUUGACAAAAUUACAGACCCAGUGGAACGGCGAGCUACACAAGAUCAAAUAGCUUACUUUGGACAAACACCAUCUCAACUGCUGACUGUCCCUCACAUGAAGAGGAAGCCAUUGGCAGAGGUCUUACAACUACAGAACCAUGAUUUAGCCUAUGGCAGUCAAAUUUACAACAGAUUCCGUAGACUUUGUCAUUCUUGUGAUGCAAGUCUACGGAAGAAACAAUCCAGGGUGAACAAGGGUCACUCUGCUAAUAUGGUUUCCUGUGGCCACGUUGAUGGUUCAUUGAAGUUGAUAUCCCCAGAUGGAGCGAAGACGAUUGAAACUGCUUCUGGACAUAUUGCUCCAGUGACAUGCCUUGCGCUGUCGCCUGAUAGCAACUAUCUUGUGACAGGGUCUAGAGAUACCACAGUUAUACUCUGGAGGAUUCAUCAGACAGGCUCCUCACAUAAGAAAAAUGCUCAACAACCUCCACCUACUACGCCAACAACACCACGUAGUCCUCUCUCUGGCAGCACUAGCAGCCUCUCAGAAACAAAGAGACGUCGAGUUGAAGGUCCAAUGCAUCUAAUGAGAGGACAUCUUGGGGAAGUAACCUGCUGCUCUGUUAGUCCUGACUUGGGACUUGUUGCUUCCUCAUCAAACGCAACAGGCGUUCUUCUACAUUCCUUACGCACAGGCAGGCUGAUAAGGAGGCCUGAUGUCGAAGAGCCACAUGCAAUAUGCUUAUCUUCUCAAGGAAUCAUUUUGGUUUGGAAUGAAACAAAGAAAACAUUAUCUACCUUCACUAUCAAUGGACUCCCUAUUGCUACCUCAGUUCGAUUACCUUUCUCUGGACAAGUUAGUUGCAUCAAUGUUUCUACAGAUGGCCAUUUUGCUUUAAUUGGAACAUCUUUGUUCAACAACUACAAGUGUGAUAGCAGCACUGAAACUGGAAAUCAUGAGCUUGGACCCAAUGGCACUGAUGAUGUAUCAAAAAAUUCUGAACAAUCUGAAACUGAGCAAUCUGUUCACGUGCCUUCAAUCUGCUUUGUUGAUCUGCAUAAACUGAAGGUUAACAUUAAAAACUUGGAUUCACCUUCACUGUUGUCCUUUGUGCAAUCCUCACCAGAAAACUUUUUCUGA